AUGAAUGGUAUUGAUAAUAAGCGCAGCAACCGGCCUGGAGACGGAGUCGUGAAUUUGAAUUUUCCACCUGGACUGUCAGCCGUAAUGGUCUCACGCGGUGACCUAGACGAGAAAGAUGAAGACAGAUAUGAAGACAUGUGCUCACUGCUCUCGUACUGCGUGAUCAUCGCAAACGCGGCGUUCAUGCCAAAUAUAGAUACAAAGUCUUGGCCUCGAAGCGUUCAUGCCAAGUAUAGAUACGAAGUCUUGGCCUCGAAAGACAACCAGGACGUAGCGUUCAUUCCAAGGAUAGACAACCAGGACGUGGCAUUCAUGCCAAGUAUAGAUGCGAGUGCAACACCCUCCACUCACGCUGAUGGGACUCCGUUACUGAGUCUUACACAACCACCCCCGAUCCCCGUUAUCAUCAUACAGAACAACUACAUUGCGGAGGGGGGAACCAUUAACAUACUUUCAAGUAACUCCAACGGCUCCACCGUGACCAAGUUAGAUCACGCUGCACUGACGGCAGAGCCCACGCCCUUGAGCCCUCCGUUGGUAAACCAGCAAGAACCAGAGGAGCACUGUCAUGGAAGUGUGGUGUUGAGCGGUAACACGUUUGGCGAAUGCGUCAUGAUAAAUGUAGCAUCGCCAAAUUGCACCGGAGCUAUUAAACAAACUGCUCUUGCGUCCCGAAUCGACCGCAACAUUUAG
Messenger RNA from Suillus subalutaceus, 693 nucleotides. RefSeq lists its product as uncharacterized. Lineage: Eukaryota; Fungi; Basidiomycota; Agaricomycetes; Boletales; Suillaceae. The record is from RefSeq and is a predicted model, not a curated record. The coding region runs from base 1 to 693 and encodes 230 amino acids. The transcript is spliced from 9 exons.